Messenger RNA from Lactuca virosa, 1124 nucleotides. Lineage: Eukaryota; Viridiplantae; Streptophyta; Magnoliopsida; Asterales; Asteraceae. The record is from the annotation of a GenBank genome assembly.
AAAAAAUUAUAAUCGAGUAAUCGUCAAAAAAGUAUAUAACUAUAUAAGUAAAAUAACUUGAAUUGGGUUCGAUCGUUUGGUUUGGUCUAACCGUGGAUACCAUCAGUGCAAUUUUUGAAACAACAGAAAUCAACCAGAAGGAAGAAAGACCUUGGAAACUAGUGUAGCGAUGGCGGAGGAAGAUGAUGAUUACAUGGGCGACCUCUCUCAGUUUCUACCUUCCGAAUCCCAACCCUCUCCAAAUCCUCCCGCCCAAAAGGUUCCUAACAUCAAUGGUGGUAGUAAAGCAACUUCCUUACAAUCUUCGAAGAAGAGACCCAAAACUCGAAAUUGGCAAGAACAAAGAAAGCUCAAGCGAGAAAUCAAGCAAGUGGAAGAGGAUGAACGAACCCUAGCUAGCCUAGAAUCAGCCAUCCCCCAAUCCAACAUCGGUUUCAAGAUGUUGAAGCAGAUGGGCUACACUCCUGGGUCUGGUUUGGGUGGUUCGGGUCGGGCGGAGCCUGUGGGGCUGGAGAUUCGGAGGUCGAGAGCUGGAAUUGGGCGUGAGGAUCCGAUAAAGGAGAAACUGAGGAAAGAUGAAGAGAUGCUUUGGGAGAAGCGGAAGAAAGAGGAGGAAUUGAUGGCGGAUUUUGGGUGUAGGGUUAAGGAGAGGUGGCGGAAUAAGAGGGUGGUGGUGAAUUUUCACAAGGCUAAAGGGGUGUUGGAUCAAUUGGAGAACAAAGAGGUUGUGGAGGUAGAGAAGAAAGAUGAUGAUGAUGAAAAAGACGAUGAAGAUGAUGAAGAGGAGGAAGUGAUCACAGAAGAGGAUCUGCACGAAAUAUUAAUGAAGCUGAGGGAUGAUUUUAGUUACUGUCUGUUUUGCGGAUGUCAGUAUGAAUCAAUGGAAGCACUCUUGGCUAACUGUCCUGGCAUAAAUGAAGAUGAUCACUAGCACUUGUAGAGAUAGUGGAAAUUUUUUGCAUUUAGGUAUAAUGAACAAGAGAUUCAUGAUUGUAAUUAACAUUCUGAUAAGUUCAUUGAAGAAGGUACUUUUUUAUAUAUGAUCAUAUACAAGGAUAGUUGCAUUUUAUGUAUUAUGUGGGAUGAAUGGUGUUAAGGAAGAGGCCAAUUUGCCUGAAAAGCCC